Messenger RNA from Ruditapes philippinarum (Manila clam), 1510 nucleotides. Its product is annotated as nephrocan-like. Gene Ontology annotation, molecular function: protein binding. The transcript is spliced from 3 exons. The record is from RefSeq and is a predicted model, not a curated record. Lineage: Eukaryota; Metazoa; Mollusca; Bivalvia; Venerida; Veneridae. The coding region runs from base 147 to 1283 and encodes 378 amino acids.
UUCAACGUUACGUUCAUUCUUUGGAGAUCAAAUAAAAUUUGUUCAUUCCGCAAGUUUUAAACACGGAUAUAAAGUUGUUGCUUUGUUCUGUUUAUAUGAUAAUUUAACCAUCAACGUUUACCUCAUCUCAUACCACAUGCAAAACUAUGUCUGUAAGACGAUUUUCCUUUUUCCUAUACAUGCUUUGUCCAUUCAUCAUUCAAGUUGGAACCAAAAAUGUCACGUGCCCUGCCUCAUGUGAAUGCGACACUUUCUUUGGAAAAAAAGAAGUAGGUUGUGCUAACCUCACUGAUGUUCCGUCAAAUAUUCCCGAGGACACCAAUUUGCUAGAUUUAAGUGGGUGUAAUAUAUCCCACAUUCAUAUUCAGCCGCUGGAAAAGCUCUUCAAAUUACAAAUCUUCACCUUUCAGGAAAUAAAUACAAAUGAUGAGAAUUACAAUCUUACAGCCUUGGACUUGCCACUUCUGAAUGAAAUAGUCGUCGAUGGCGGCGUUUCAACUUCUAUCCCACAGCUGUUACCAUCUUAUAUUGGUACGCUUAGUGUUGCAUAUAACAAUCUAGGAACACUAAAGUCUGGUAGUUUUAAGAACUACCCAAACUUAGAAACGUUAUUAUUGUGGGACUGUAUGUUAAUGAAAUUAGAAGCUGGUGUGUUGGAUAAUAUUCCUUCUCUUUCAACACUUGAGUUUAAUAGAAACAAUCUAAAAGAUGACAGUUUUCCGUUGGGCGUAUUCAAGAAAAACCAAGCACUUGACUCUGUUUCAUUUUUUGCAAAUGAAUUGAAACACGUAGUGUCCAAUCUUCCAAGUUCUGUUACAAGUGUCGAUUACAGCGCCAAUACCAUAUUUGAGCUUCGAGCUUACGACUUCAAAUCUACGCCGAAUCUGAUAUACCUGUAUCUUCAACAGAAUAUGAUUAACCAGUUGAAGGACUUUACGUUUGCCGGCUUAACUUCACCUUUAGAGCUGAAUUUGUCAUAUAACUGGAUAACAGCCAUUGCCAAAGAUGCAUUCAAAUCAUUACAAUCAAGCAAGAUUGACCUCAGUUUUAAUAAGUUACAAAGUCUUCAAGCUGAGGUUUUCUCUCAUCUUACAAGCAGUGCUAAUGUAAAUCUGGGUGGCAACUUGUGGAAUUGUGAUUGUCACCUAAGAUGGUUGAGAGAAGCACUAGACAAUGCCACUUAUACCAUUGAGCUUCCGUACACUCUUAAAUGUGCAACACCAGUCAAGCUCGCAGGAAAGUCUUUCAUUGAUCUUAAACCAAGCGAUUUUGUGUGUAUGUAGGACAAAAUUUCAUUAUUCAAAUAGAUAUUUUAUAUUUCAAAUUUGAGCAGACUUUUAUAUGUAAAUUGCUUAAUCAGAUAAUAAUUAUGUACUAGACACACGGAUUAGAAAACAUUGUUCAAUGUUUCAUACUUCAUUUAUUAUUUUACGCUUUCCAGUCGGAGAGACAAGAGGCAAUCUUCAUAACGUAAAAUAUCUCUUUUUUCCGAACCACAUUUUGAAUGUGU